AUGACACUUGGCAUUGAUGAAAUUGCUAGGUUGGCAGCGGAAGAAGCGAAGAAAGAACAAAAUCAAACAGACGAUGGAUUUGGUCUUGGAACUGGACGAAGAACACAGCUUAAUUCAUCAAAAGAAAAAGGCCCAACAUCGUUGUUCAUAUUCAGCGAGGAUAAUAUCAUUCGACGAAAUGCUCGAGCUAUCAUUGAAUGGGGACCCUUCGAAUAUUUCAUCCUUCUUACUAUCAUCGGAAAUUGUGUGGUACUUGCGCUCGAGCAACAUCUUCCAAAAAAUGAUAAAAUGCCACUUGCUGAAAUGUUGGAACAUACGGAACCAUAUUUCAUGGGCAUUUUUUGUUUUGAAUUUUUAUUAAAAGUAAUAGCAUUUGGAUUUGUCCUUCAUAAAGGAUCAUACCUCCGUUCAGGAUGGAAUAUCAUGGAUUUUAUUGUUGUUGCUUCCGGAGUAGUAACAAUGAUGCCUUUUACAUCAUCGGAUGGCGAAGGCCGAGGUUCGGUGGAUUUAAGGACACUUCGUGCUGUUCGUGUUCUCAGGCCACUGAAACUUGUCUCCGGUAUACCAAGUUUACAAGUAGUUUUAAAAUCAAUACUGUAUGCGAUGGCGCCAUUGUUGCAAAUUGGCUUAUUAGUCCUAUUUGCUAUCGUUAUAUUUGCAAUUAUUGGAUUAGAAUUUUAUUCCGGUAUAUUCCAUUCCGCAUGUUAUAAUGCACAUGGUGAAAUUGAAAAUCUUAGUGAUCGUCCAUUUCCAUGCUCGAAUAAAUCAGCAGCAACGGGUGCAUAUAAUUGUGAGGUUGAGGGUACAGUAUGCCUUACUCAAUGGAUUGGACCGAAUUAUGGUAUCACUUCAUUUGAUAAUAUUGCAUUUGCUAUGAUUACUGUAUUCCAGUGUAUUACUAUGGAGGGAUGGACCACUGUAAUGUAUUAUACAAAUGAUUCACUUGGUAGUACCUAUAAUUGGGCUUAUUUUAUACCUCUAAUUGUUCUUGGUUCUUUUUUUAUGCUCAAUUUGGUCCUUGGUGUCCUGUCCGGUGAAUUUGCGAAAGAACGUGAAAGAGUUGAAAAUCGUCGAGAAUUCCUAAAAUUACGUAGACAACAACAAAUUGAACGUGAAUUAAACGGUUAUCUAGAGUGGAUUUUAACCGCUGAAGAGGUGAUUUUAAAAGAGGAACGAACAACGGAAGAAGAAAAAGCAGCUAUUAUGGAAGCACGACGACGAACUGCGGCGAAAAAAUUGAAGCAAGCAAAUAAGCGUCAAAGUACUGAAACAGAAGAGGACAUUGAGGAAGAAGAUGAAGAUGAGGAUGAUUAUCUAAAUGAAGAAAGUGAAGGUAAAAGAGCAAAACGAACUUUUUGGGGAUCAAUAUGCAAGAAGGUGCGACAUAUGAGGGUUCAAAUGCGACUUAUUGUAAAAAGUCAGGUGUUUUAUUGGCUUGUUAUAACAUUAGUCUUUCUCAAUACUGCCUGCGUUGCUUCAGAGCAUUACGGUCAACCGGAAUGGUUUACGGAAUUUCUAAAAUACGCAGAAUAUGUAUUUUCGGGGAUAUUUAUAUGUGAAAUGCUAAUGAAACUAUUUGCAAUGGGUCAUCGUGUUUAUUUUGCAUCAAAAUUUAAUCGUUUCGAUUGCAUUGUUAUUGUUGGCAGUGCUUUUGAAGUAAUUUGGGCAGAAUUAAAGGGUGGCUCCUUUGGUAUUUCCGUACUUCGAGCCUUACGACUACUGCGCAUCUUUAAGCUCACUUCGUACUGGGUAUCAUUACGUAACCUUGUACGUUCACUUAUGAAUUCAAUGCGUUCUAUCCUCUCACUAUUAUUCCUUCUAUUCUUAUUCAUUCUUAUUUUUGCCUUAUUGGGUAUGCAACUAUUCGGCGGGAAAUUUAGCUUUCCGUCCGGACAUCCCUAUACUCAUUUUGAUACGUUUCCGGUGGCCUUAAUCACAGUCUUCCAGAUAUUAACCGGAGAGGAUUGGAAUGAAGUAAUGUAUUUAGCAAUUGAAUCACAGGGUGGUAUAUAUGGUGGUGGUAUGGUAUAUUGCAUAUAUUUCAUUGUGCUCGUACUUUUUGGCAAUUACACACUGCUAAAUGUUUUCUUGGCUAUCGCUGUGGAUAAUUUAGCAAAUGCGCAAGAAUUAACAGCAGCUGAGGAAGCGGAUGAACGAGCUAACGAGUUGCCGGAUGAUUCGGAAAGUGUUGAUGAACAGGAUAGUGAACAAUGCGCCAUCGAUAUGGAAGGUAAAGCAGAUGGGAAUAUAUUGGAAAUGCAACAUGAAAUAGAUGAGGAGUAUGAAGAAGAAGAGAGUCCCUUUGGUGGUCCACGACCAAUUGUACCAUUCUCUUCAAUGUUUAUUUUUUCAUCAACAAAUCCAUUUCGUGUAUUGGUACAUUCAGUGGUAUCAACGAAAUAUUUCGAAAUGUUAGUAAUGGGCGUAAUAUGCUUUUCCAGUAUAGCGCUUUCAGCGGAAGAUCCAGUCGAUGAGGAUGCUCCGAGAAAUAAAGUGCUUCAAUACAUGGAUUACUGCUUUACGGGUGUUUUUGCUUUGGAAAUGUGCCUUAAAUUAAUAGACCAAGGAGUAUUACUACAUCCAGGCUCAUAUUGUCGUGAUUUUUGGAAUUUACUUGAUGGUAUUGUCGUCUUCUGUGCUCUUGUUGCUUUUUCAUUUGCUGGAGCUGAGGGUUCAGCUGGCAAAAAUUUGAAUACUAUCAAAUCAUUAAGAGUAUUACGUGUUUUAAGGCCACUUAAAACGAUCAAACGAAUACCUAAAUUAAAGGCAGUGUUCGACUGUGUAGUAAAUUCGCUUAAAAAUGUAUUCAAUAUUCUUAUCGUUUACAUUUUAUUUCAAUUUAUCUUUGGUGUAAUAGCAGUACAACUAUUCAAAGGGAAAUUUUUCUAUUGCACGGAUAAAACGAAACGUUUCGCACGUGAAUGUCACGGACAGUAUUUUGUCUUUGAAAGUCCGGAUGAUUUGCCGCAUGUUGAAACACGUGAAUGGCGUUUACGUCCAUUUAAUUAUGAUAAUACAGUGAAUGCAAUGUUAACAUUAUUUGUUGUUACAACAGGAGAAGGAUGGCCAAGUAUUCGGCAAAAUUCGAUGGAUACUACCGAAGAAGAUGAAGGACCAUUACCAUUUUAUAGAGUCGAGAUGGCACUAUUUUAUGUUAUGUUUUUCAUCGUAUUUCCAUUUUUCUUCGUAAAUAUCUUUGUUGCAUUGAUUAUUAUUACAUUUCAAGAGCAAGGUGAAGCAGAACUUUCAGAAGGUGAUCUAGAUAAGAACCAGAAGCAAUGUAUUGAUUUUGCGCUAAAUGCUCGUCCACGAUCAUUAUUUAUGCCAGAAGAUAAGAAUUCGAUGAAAUAUCGGAUUUGGCGUCUUGUUACUUCAACUCCAUUUGAAUAUUUCAUUAUGGCAAUGAUUUGUUGCAAUACAAUCAUUUUAAUGAUGAAGUUUCAUGGAAAUUCUGAAUUUUACGAAAAAAUUUUGCGUUUUUUUAAUACGGCACUAACGGCAAUAUUUACAGUGGAAUCAGUCUUGAAAAUAUUAGCGUUUGGUGUUCGAAAUUAUUUCCGCGAUGGUUGGAAUCGUUUCGAUUUUAUCACUGUGGUUGGCUCUAUCACCGAUGCAUUGGUCACUGAAUUUGGUGGUCACUUUGUAUCGCUCGGAUUUUUGCGUCUUUUUCGUGCCGCUCGUCUAAUUAGGCUUCUACAACAGGGAUACACUAUAAGAAUAUUGUUGUGGACAUUUGUUCAAUCUUUUAAAGCCUUACCAUAUGUUUGCUUACUAAUUGGAAUGCUUUUUUUCAUCUAUGCUAUUGUUGGGAUGCAGGUAUUUGGUAAUAUUUGGUUGGAUGCAACUACCGAAUAUAACAGACAUAAUAAUUUCCAAUCAUUCUUUAAUUCAAUCAUUCUUCUUUUUCGGUGUUCCACAGGUGAAGCUUGGCAAGAUAUAAUGAUGGCAUGUACGGCAGGGAAAUAUUGCGCAAAACCGAAUUCAUUUGAAAUUAAUUUAGCUAAAGGACCAACUUGUGGUACUCAAAUGUCUUACGUAUAUUUCACAACAUUCGUCUUUUUGUCAUCAUUUUUGAUGUUAAAUUUGUUUGUUGCUGUAAUAAUGGAUAAUUUUGAUUAUUUAACUCGUGAUAGUUCAAUUCUUGGACCUCAUCAUUUGGAUGAAUUUGUUCGAGUUUGGGCUGAUUAUGAUCCAGCUGCAACCGGACGAAUUCAUUACACGGAUAUGUACGAAAUGUUGCGUAACAUUACGCCACCAGUUGGAUUUGGCCGUAAGUGUCCAUAUCGUUUGGCCUACAAACAUUUGAUACGAAUGAAUAUGCCAGUAGCAGAUGAUGGCACUGUGCAUUUCACGACAACAUUGUUUGCAUUGAUUCGGGAAUCACUUAGUAUUAAAAUGAGACCUGUGGAAGAAAUGGAUGAGGCAGACGAGGAGUUACGCCAAACUUUACGGAAAAUAUGGCCAUUAAAAGCAAAAAAGAAUAUAAUAGAUUUGGUAGUACCACCAAAUACAGAAUUAUGCUAUCAAAAAUUAACCGUUGGGAAACUUUACACAGGCUUACUAAUCCUUGAAAAUUACCGAGCCAAGAAAUCAGGAGUUGAGUUGGCCAAACGUAAACGGCAAAGAGCCGCACUUCUGCUUAUGACUCAUCGUCAUACAUUAUUUUUAUUGGAUGACGAAAAAGAGAGGCCUUAUUCGUUGUUUUCUACAUUGGUCGAUACAAUCAAAGCUGUGAAAACGGAUAGUACUGAAAAUUCACCGAAUAGUCCAGUAUCGCGUAAACGAAGUCUUAUAAUUUCUGAUAAACCAACUGUUGGUCGUCGUCUUUCGGGAAUUAUCUCAAAAAUACGUAGCCGAGAAAGUAGCAUAAACAACAAUGAUCCAUCACAACAGCGUUAUUCAAAUGGUGGAAUAUUCUUGAGUGUCUAUGAUAAAAACAAUGCCACUUAUGAUGAGAUACAACAAUUGAUACCAGAGGAACGAUCACAUAAGGAUUUGUCAAAUUAUCCACGUAAAACUCGUUCAAAUUCGCCAGCUGAUCAUUUUUAUCGACGAGGUCUUUCACAUUCUCCAGAAAGUUCACCGUCACAUUCCAACUAUAGUCGACAAAUGUCACGGAAUUGUAAUUCACCUACACGCUUGAACAAUUUCAUAAAGCUACGAGGUGAGGGAUAUCCAAGUCCACGUGUACCACCUCAUCGAUCAACAUAUGAUGAUAAUGGUGAUAACGAUAAUGACAACAAAAGUUUAUCAUUAGUUGAUGGUUAUUUGCCAAACCGGCUGCGACGAUUAUCACCAACGCGUCCAGCUCAUGUGAAUCAGCGGAUUUAUUCAGGUACACCAUCACCUCAAAUGCUUACGGAUGAUGAUGAACCAAUGCCAAGUGCAGUACGCCAACGAAGACUUCCAUUAAUUGGUGCAUUACCUCCGUCAGCGCCAUUACGUUCACCUGAACAUUACAUAAGUCCGUAUCAUACGGCACGAAGUGAUUUCAACACAGCUAGCGGUGCUCCACCGUCUGUUUACUAUACGCCUGCUGAUGAUAUACCAUCACCAUCUCCCAGUUCUGCAUAUAAUUUCCCAUUUUAUGGACAAAGUGGUAGCUACGGACACCAUUUAUCAACUGGAUAUGGUUGGAGAACAUCAUCUGUUACCGUUGGUUACCAUGGUAAUAAUAUUAGCCCGUAUAGCCGAACACCUAAUAGUGCAGGUAAUAGUGCACCAACGGUAAUUUAUGCCGGUAAUCGAUUACGACCAAUGAUACGAGUGAUACGAGCUCAGCCAGGUAAUGUACCACUCAGCGAUUCUGAUAACGAUGAACCAAAAUGGGCUGUUGUUUAA
Messenger RNA from Brugia pahangi, 5841 nucleotides. Lineage: Eukaryota; Metazoa; Nematoda; Chromadorea; Rhabditida; Onchocercidae. The record is from the annotation of a GenBank genome assembly.